AUUUCCUCUUAAGUGCGAAUCGGAAGCCAACUUCAGCGUCGUACCCCACGGACGGUGCGAUUCUAACGCGGUGAAGCAAGAACAGGAAGACAAGGCGAUCCGUGACCUGACAGUUUCCCCACCCCCCAACCCCUGGACCUCUCUUCAGUACAGGACGGGGUUGUUUCUUGAACGUGUUUUUACUCUUUGGACUAUAGACCGGCAAGAUUACACAACCUCUGAUGGGAAUAAAGGUCCCAAAAAAAGGGGGCAACGAGUCUGGAAGAACCAUUAAUAUAUUUUCAUAUUGAGAUCAGUGGUUCCCAAACUGUGGGUCAGGGGCCCAAUUUGGACCGGAAGGACAUUUGUAUUUGUUUAUGCUACUAAACAAAUUUUUGGGAAUAAUUUUGCAGUCCCCCGCCACCAUUAUGCUUCUUAACUGCGAUCAUCCUUUAACUCUUUUGAGUUAUUCAGACGUGCCGCCCCGUGUCAUCGAGAACUUCAUCCUCACCGGAUACCGUUUCCCCAACUACAGCUUCCGGGAUUGCAUCCUUUCGGCGUUCCGGCCCACCAAUGAAACGGGUAACUUCUGGACGCACUUCCUCCCCGUGUUUGUGUUUGCGUACUACUUCGCCGAGGUGUUUGACUGGGAGGGGGUGCCGUCCGGGGAUCAUCCAUUCUUCUACCCGCUUUGGAACUACUUCCUGUGUGUUUCCUCUCUGCUGAUGUGUAGCAGCUUGGCCCACUUGCUUAACGCCAUGUCGGUGGUGGUGAGAGAGGUGUGCUUCUUUGUGGAUUACGGGACCAUUAGCGCCUACACGGUUGGAUCAUCCUUGGCGUAUCACUACUACAUCCACCCCAGGCCAGGGGUAGUUGAGACUAAGGGGAACACCACCCACAACGGGGUCCUGGAAUCUUCAGAGUUUAAACUGUUCUUUGAAACCCUUUACAUCCCGAGCGCUUGUGUUGUGGCGGUUAUUUGCCUCCUGUUCUGCUGCAACACACGCCAAAAGUGGAGGCACCACCGCUACAUUAUCCGUACCCUUGUGUUCCUCCUCCCGUUUCUGGUGUCAUCCACACCCAUUUUUUAUCGCCUCAUCCAAUCACCGUACUCCACUGCAUCAGUCUUUUUUUAUCGCCACUGCCUCUGGCUGCUGGCAUCAGCCGUGUUCAACAUCAGCAAGGUCCCCGAGAGGUUGGCGCCGGGUCACUUUGACAUCUGGGGUCACAGCCACCAGUGGUUCCACUGCUGCACAUUUUUAUCUAUCCUUGACGAGUUACACAUGAUCAAGUCAGAGGUGAGGGUCAUCCUGGUCGGCUCCGCAGCCCUGCCGCCUGGCCCCACGGUGGCGGCUACGUAUGGGGUCAUGCUCUUUCUGCAGACGACCAUCUUGUCAAUUAUAGUAGCUUUUUCUUGGCAUGCUAACUGUAUUUAUGGACCUCUCAGGGAUCAACUAGCAACGAAACAACAGAAAUGUCACUGAGUAUUUUAGGCUUUAUCCAUAUGUAGAAUGUUGAAUAAAAACAUUAAGCCACAAUGUUUUCCCCUGAUGCUGUACUUUUAGCCGCAUGCCACUUAUGAUCAAUAGGUAGAGUGCAUUUGCAAUUUACUGCAAGCCCUCUUUCCCUCAACCUCAACACACACUCCCACAACUGUUGUGUUUACAAAUGUUUUUUUUUCAAUUGAAAACCAUAUACAGUCAUCUCUUGCUUUUUUGUUGUUUUUUUUACAUUUGACUUUAUGUACUUUUUUCUUUAAUUGCAGCAUGUUCCAAAAAAGAAAAUAUUAUGCAACUUGGGUCCUCAGUAGGCAGCUCGGGACCCACAUUCCACCAACUGAAGCUUUUUAUUUGGCCCGCCCUUCAACUAAAGAAGUGCUUGUACAUGGAUACUUCCUUUGCUCUGUAGGGGGCAACAAUGAGGUGUAAACAUUGCAAAGAAGUGCAGUAGAAGAAGAUGGCUUGCAUUUAAACAUACAUGGCCCUAACAACAAUGAAAAUUUUAUUUUUUCACAGCAACUGGACUACAAAACCUGCAUAUGCCGGACAUGGAGUGGGUAAACUGAUGUUUAGUUUGUCCACAGUAAAAAACUGUUUCAAAGGAAUAUAACCUGCAUAGGCACUUUCGGAUGAAACGUCAAGACUUUGAUGCAGUCCAUCUGCUCACACACACAAAUUCAAAACUGAAAGACAGCUAUGAAGGCGGAUUAUUGUCUCUUGGCCUUGCUUUGUGAUGCAACUGUUUUUUGCACUUUUAAUUUUGUUGAAAUACUGCUACUUAUUUUUAUUUGAUACACUUAUACUGCGGUGAUGCAACUUAGUUUUGUUAAAUGCACUUUUGCUGUUAUACUAAAACAGCUUUGUUAAAAACACAGAGUUCAAUGUUUGUGGAAUGCUAUGUUUGAAAGUCAUAUCACUUAAAAUGUGGUUACUCGGGUUAAUGAACAGCAAAUGUCCGGCCCACGGGCCAGUGUUAUGAUUUGAAUGACACUCUGGGCUGACCGAGGAACCCCCCCACCCCCAGCACAAAUUCACACACCUAAUUAGGUCUUGUCUUUACAAAGACAAAUAUUUUAUUAUGAAAAAACUGUAAGUUAUACAUUGCCACAAAAGAUACACAAUAUAAUAGAAUAUGAACAGAUAUGCAAAAAAAUAAAUACAACACAAAUAUAAUGACAUUCCUUAUUUUUUUUAUUUUCUGCAGUGCACAAAUCCUUCAAAUACAGGCCCUCCUUCCCUCAACCUCAACACACACUUCCAGAACUGUUUUUUUUUUCAAUUAAAAACAAUCAAUCCCUCAUUACGAACCCUUUUGCGGUCCGUACAUCGCUCCCUCACUCUCACGGUUUUUCAAAAAAUAAUUAAUUAAUGCUCACUCUUUUGCAGUUCACUAUGGCCUAAUAGUAAAAAAAAAAUAUUGAAAGCCAAUAUGUAGUAUAAUACACUGGUCACUAGACCAGUGUAUGAUCUCUUACAUUGCAGAGACAUUGCCUUACAUUACAUUAGCUUAACUUGCACUGCAUGGAGUCAGCCAUGGAUGCAGAGUGAAAGACAGUUCUCCCAUUCCAUGUGGAAGUGGUACGUUUUUUGCUUUUCACUUUGUCCUUCUUCCCCACUAAAUUUCAAACCCUUUCUUAUAAAGUAAAUUAAUUGGAAUCCAGUUAGCUUGGUAGCUUGCUACACUUAAAAGCGGCAGCUGUCUCUUCUGUCCUUGCAGUGAUCCAGUAGCCUGCGCGUAAGACUUGCACAAUGUGGUGUAAAGUAACAUCAUAGUGAGGAUGGACAGUAGAAUGACGUGCCCACAUUAUGUUCGACAUACUACAACAACAAGGAACUUUCCCAAUGCUAACGUGUGAGCUAUUAUGUAUUAUUCAUUAUCUGUCCCCUAUAUUAGGUAAUAUGUGUGUAACGGUGGCUCUAAUAAUGGUAAAACUGUAUUUAGAAGGUCAUAAACAGGUUUUCUAUGCUCCAACUACGAAAUAUUUCUAAAUAUUCAAGUUUAUUAAUAUUGAAUGCUACUUUGCGGAAAAUCACUUAUCACGUCUGGGUCUGGAGCCAGUUUAACCGCGAUAUACGACAGCCAUACAUGUAUGCACAGUCAUACAUUAAAAAAGGCACUGUAAGAACAAAUAUAAUACAAUAACUAUAAAUAAGCAUCUCUGAGGACACAAACAAACUUCUUGGGAUAUUUUCUCCACUAACUAGUGUUUUUGAAGUAUUUGUGAUGGCAGCAUCUUCCAUUACCCUCAUUAGUUGGAAAAACAAAGUUAGGUGGUACUUUACUCGGUCCUCUGUCAACCAGAAACAUUGUAAUUGUGUCCAUCAGAAAUGAACGGCAGUGAGGCGUCUGUUUACAUAUGUCUGUUAUGAUCUUAGCUGGUUGUAUUUUAGUAGCAGCAGUGGUUAUUUGGUAGCGUGGUGACGAGACGUGCGUCCUUGUCGAUUUGUGUCACCUACCGCUACUGUGUGUGCAAAAACAGCAGUUUUUAGUGUUGUAAUUGUCCAAAUAUGUGUCCCUUUUGAAAGAGUGUAGUGUCUUUGGACCAAAUAACCCAUUAUUAAUGCAUUUUGUCAUUUAAUAUACAUGUUUUACACUACAUCCUAUUAAAUGAUGACAUUUAUGAUGUAUGGUGAUGUGACCAUGUCGAAAAUCGCCAUCUUUGAAUGAAAAGGUAGCUAUUUUU
This is a messenger RNA of Dunckerocampus dactyliophorus (ringed pipefish), 4162 nucleotides long. It is a transcript of the gene paqr9, whose product is annotated as progestin and adipoQ receptor family member 9. The coding region runs from base 357 to 1463 and encodes 368 amino acids. The transcript has a single exon. Gene Ontology annotation, cellular component: membrane. Gene Ontology annotation, molecular function: signaling receptor activity. NCBI's taxonomy places the organism in Eukaryota, Metazoa, Chordata, Actinopteri, Syngnathiformes, Syngnathidae. The record is from RefSeq and is a predicted model, not a curated record.